Messenger RNA from Arabis nemorensis, 600 nucleotides. The record is from the annotation of a GenBank genome assembly. NCBI's taxonomy places the organism in Eukaryota, Viridiplantae, Streptophyta, Magnoliopsida, Brassicales, Brassicaceae.
AUGUCUCAGCUUGCAAGAAACAACAAUGGCGAGAACAAUGUAGCACGGUUGUCGCCAAUUCGAAUGCCCUGGUUCGAUAACUCGGAACUAAUCAGAAGUUUAGGUAAAACUCGGGUCGGUAGGGUUACGAAUCCCGCGAUGCAGAAUAGAGAAGACGACAUUCUUGAAGUUCUCAAAACAGAGCCUUUUAGUUUUAAUCAAUGGAUGGUUUCGAUUGUAAGAUGGGAACCGGUUAUACGCAAUAACUAUCCAUCGGAUAUAACGUUUUGGGUCAGAAUAAUUGGUGUUCCUGUGGAAAUUUCUACUGAUCGGGAUUUUCGGAGAAUCGGGAAUGAGCUUGGCACGGUUAGAGAAGUUGAUGAAGUAAACGCGAUGGUUAAAGUGACUAUCGAUAGUACUAUACCGUUGUGUUUCGAAAUAUCGGUUCAAUUUGUAACCGGUGGUGACAUGGCGGAUGUGAAAAUGGAGUAUGAGAAGCUUUUAGGUUAUUGUGCUACUCGUUUUAGUCUUUGUCAUGACAAAGAAUCUUGCCCGGAAAGCGAUUUGCACGAAGAUGAUGUUUUGGUAGAUGAAGUGAAGCAUAUGAGUGAAUCAAACUAA